Messenger RNA from Trichoderma citrinoviride, 1695 nucleotides. RefSeq names its product N-terminal fungal transcription regulatory domain-containing protein. Gene Ontology annotation, cellular component: nucleus. Lineage: Eukaryota; Fungi; Ascomycota; Sordariomycetes; Hypocreales; Hypocreaceae. Gene Ontology annotation, biological process: positive regulation of transcription by RNA polymerase II. Gene Ontology annotation, molecular function: DNA-binding transcription factor activity, RNA polymerase II-specific; transcription cis-regulatory region binding; zinc ion binding. The record is from RefSeq and is a predicted model, not a curated record. The transcript is spliced from 3 exons. Bases 1 to 1695 code for a protein of 564 amino acids.
AUGAAAGACAUCGAUCGAGGAGAUUUAGCCAUGCCGAAGCCUACAACCAAGUCGAAGCGAGUCCGCACCGGCUGUUUAACAUGUCGAGGCCGCCACUUGAAAUGCGACGAGGCUGUUCCGAUAUGCCGAAACUGCGAAAAGGGCGGUCGAAAAUGCAUACGCGGAAUUCGACUCAACUUCUCAAACACUACGGUGCAUGAUUCGUCUUACAUGGUCCCCGUCGGUACCCGAAAUUUCAUGUUCCAAGAUGAUUCUCGGCGUAUCGCUUCGGAGUACAAGGGCGGGUCAAGCAGAUAUGCAGUUAUUCCGCAGAGCCCGCCUGCCGAAUACAACAUCAAGGCGGAGCUGCAGUCAUCGAGUCCGGAUCCGGAACCAACCGAGCAUAUCCUUCAAGGGCACAUCUGGCAUAUCUACAUAUCACCAGAAUGCUCAAAUUCAACAAGGAGUAUAUAUAGCGACAGCUUGAUACUCCAAGCAACCGAGUGGCGCAAGGGAGGUCAAGUGGAAUCAGGGCCAAUGAGCCUGUCGGAAGUCGAAGAUCGAUCGAAUGUCAGCGAGCCCCCCGAAGACGACAGCGUCACCUGCCCAACGACUACGAUUGCCACUUCUGAACGAGAGUUUCUCGACACGCCUGAGCAGGUCCGGUAUAUGCAAAUCUACGUAGAAGAGGUUGCAGCCUGGAUGGACUCGUUCAACAAGGGCAAGUACUUUGGCGAGUGUCUGCCAUACCGAGCACUCGACUCUCCUUUGCUGCUCUAUUCCCUCCUGGCGUGCGGAAUACGACGCCUGGCACAUCGCCACCCGGAUAUGGGGGAAAUAGCUGCAGCAUACUACAGCACGGCCAACAUGCACCUCUUCCGCUACCACGAGAAUCCAGAACGAGACGUACAAGACUGUUCCAUUGUAGCGGUCAUUCUCAAGCUCUACAACGUCAUGUUCAGAGAAGGGCCGCAGAGCGGGGGUCAUAGCCUUGCCGUGCUCAACUCCAUCAUUGGCGAAAGCCGGUGGAAUGCAGAGAGCGACGGCAUCGGAUCGGCAUGUUUCUGGCUGAAUGCCUACCUAGACAUUGUGGGAAGCCUGGAAGCUGGCUACUGUCUGUACGUCGACUCAUGGAGCGUCGAUGUGGGUUUUCCCGGCGACUGCGGCCAAGUGAUGACGCACAGGGGCGAAGAGCUGUGGGUGCAGAGGAUGCUCUUCAUCCUGGCCAAGGUGAUAAGCUGCCGGCUGUGUGUGCUGUCGUUUACAGAUAUAGAUUUGCGGGAGAACAGGACGCUGGAGGACCGUCUGCCGGAAUGGAAACACUUGAAGCAGCUUUGUGAUCAGUGGAACGAUGCAUGCCCGAGAAACAUGCGGCCAUUGGGAUACAUGUACCCUGACCAAGCAGAAAACAACUCUGCCUUUCCGAAAGCAUGGCUCCCUAAAAGAGAGGCGGUAUUUUGUCGACUCUUGUACCACACGGCACAGUUCAUCCUCACUCAGACGCAUCCGUUGGAGCAAAUGAUGCUCUCGGAGGAAAUGAUUCAGCUUCAGCUGCACCAUGCGCGAGAAGUCUGCGGGAUCGUGGCCCACACAGAGGAUCGCUAUUUGGGACCGAUCUCGAGACAGGCGCUGUUGGUUGCGUCAAGCGCCUUGACGGAAGACGAGGAGCAGAUUGAAGUUUGGGAUGUUCUACAGAGAAUGAAGGCCCAUAUCUAA